AUGGGUCCUUGUGUUUUUAUAAUUUUCUCAUUUCUCUUGCUAUUUCUAGAGACUACAACUACCAACCAAUCGGAAGCACCGGGAGGAGGAGGUGGUGGUAAGGUUGUUAUCAGAAAGUGUUACAAUAAGGAGAGACAAGCUCUCCUUCAUUUCAAAUCUCACCUUCAAGACUCCUAUGACUCCGAUCAUCUCACUACAUGGAGAGCUGAUGAACAUGACUGUUGUAAAUGGAGAGGUGUCACAUGCAACAACCAAACAGGUCGUGUGAUAAAUCUUGAAAUCAGAAACUACAAUCUUGAAGGUGAGAUCAUUAGCCGUUCAUUGCCUAACUUAUGCUUCUUGAAUCAUCUUGAUCUUUCUGUUAACUUUCUUUAUGGAAACAUUCCCACGUUCAUUGGUUCCAUGACUCGGUUAAGGUACCUUGAUCUUAGCCUGAAUGUUUUUAAUGGAACCGUUCCCAGGUCCAUUGGUUUGUUGACCGAAUUAAGGUACCUUGACCUUUCCAUUAACUCUCUUUAUGGAACCAUUCCUCCAGAGUUUGGAAACCUCACCAACUUGCAAAUGUUGGAAGUUGCAGAGUUGAAAACCUCGAGUGGUUUAUCUGGAUGUGAGCUCUCACAGGUCAUAUAUCCAUAUUCUUCUUCAUUUCUCAACUCUUCUUCUUCAUCUAUUGUUUACCUUUAUCUCCAAAACAACAAUCUCACCUCAUCCAUGGAUCAUUGGUUGUUCCUGUUAACCAACAAUAACCUUUCCACUCUUGAUCUCUCUGGCAACAUGUUAGAUGGGAUUCCCAAAUAUAUAGGUAGCCUCUACACCAUUCCUAUGGAAAUUUGGGACAUGUGGCCUUCUCAAUUAAUAUGCAUGAAUCUUUCUUCCAACAACAUCUCCGGGAAAGCACCAGAUUUAUCAUUGAAUUUCAACAACAAUUCAGUGAUAGAUUUGAGUUCCAACGGAUUUUAUGAGUUUCUUGACCUCUCCUACGACUUUCUAAGUGGACAAAUUCCAGAGUGUUUGUGGCAUUUCAAAGAACUAAAAGUUCUUAAUCUUGGACACAACAAUCUAUCUGGAAGGCUUCCUCCCUCCAUUGGAUCUUUGAUACAACUCGAGGUGUUGGAUUUACACAAGAACGGCUUAUUCGGAGAAUUGCCUUUGUCCAUAAAGAAUUGUACGAAUUUGACCACAUUAAUUUUGGGGGCCAACAAGUUUUCUAGUAAUGUGCCUGUCUGGAUUGGGGAAAAGUUGUCAUGGUUGUAUGUUCUUAUCCUAAGAUCAAACAUCUUCUUUGGAACCAUCCCUUUGCAAUUAUGUCAAUUACAAAAGCUCCAAAUUCUAGACUUGUCGAUGAACCAUCUCCAUGGAACCAUCCCCUCGUGUUUGGAUAAUCUUAUGAGCAUGGUUCAAAAAGGAUUGUUACCAACACAAAAUGUGCAUUCCUAUUCAAUUGAGUGGUAUUAUUCAGGAGGUGGUCUUUAUGAUUUUCAAGAUGAUGAGUAUGUUGACCAUGCAAUGAUCGAGUGGCAAGGAGAUGAACAUGAAUUCUUUAGAAAUAUGGGACUGUUGAAGAGCAUUGACCUGUCAAGCAACAAUUUAACGGGUCAAAUCCCAUAUGAGAUUACCAAUCUUUAUCAACUGAUUUCACUAAACUUAUCAAAUAACGCUCUACUUGGAGAGAUUCCACUGACAAUUGGCCAGAUGAAACAACUUGAAACUUUGGAUUUAUCUAGAAACAACUUGUCAGGAGAGAUGCCAUUAAGCAUGUCUGGUAUGAGUUUUUUAAAUCAUCUAGAUGUUUCGUAUAAUAACUUGUCAGGGAGAAUCCCAUCUAGCACUCAACUCCAAUCCUUUCCACCUUCAACAUACGAUGGAAACACAAGACUAUGUGGACCUCCCCUUACCAAAAAAUGUACAGGAGAUGAAGAAUCAGAACCAACAUCAGUCAAUGGUAAAAGUGGGGGUGAUGGGGAAGACAUAGAUGAAGUUUGGGGAUGGUUUUAUAUUGGUGGGGGAACUGGUUUUGCUACUGGAUUUUGGAUAGCAAUUGGGGCUUUACUUCUCAAUCGUCGAGGGAGACAUGCUUUUUUUUUUUUUACUUUUAUGAUAGCUUCAAAGAUUGGGUUUAUGUGA
Molecule: messenger RNA, 2124 nt
Organism: Lactuca sativa (garden lettuce)
Lineage: Eukaryota; Viridiplantae; Streptophyta; Magnoliopsida; Asterales; Asteraceae
Product: receptor-like protein EIX2
Molecular function (GO): protein binding
Source: RefSeq, a predicted model, not a curated record